Messenger RNA from Brassica rapa (field mustard), 1233 nucleotides. Its product is annotated as probable LRR receptor-like serine/threonine-protein kinase PAM74. The record is from RefSeq and is a predicted model, not a curated record. Lineage: Eukaryota; Viridiplantae; Streptophyta; Magnoliopsida; Brassicales; Brassicaceae. Gene Ontology annotation, molecular function: protein binding.
AUGAAGUACCCCGAUGAUGCUUACGAUCGUAGUUGGUUUAACUUUCUUUCCACGAGUUGGUCUCAGAUUUUCACCACCCUCGAAGUUAGCAAUGAUAACAAUUAUGCUCCACCAAAAAAGGCUCUUGCAACCGCUGCUAUACCUUCCAAUCUCAGUGCGCCAUUGACAGUCAGUUGGACGCCGGAAAAACAUGGUGACCAAUAUUACUUGUAUAGCCACUUCGCUGAGAUACAAGAUUUACAUGCCAACGAUACCAGGGAAUUUGACGUGUUAUGGAAUGGAGCUGUUACUAUUGAAGCUUUUGUUCCUUCAAAGUUACUGAUUGAUACUUUCAUGAAUAAGUCUCCAGAGACUUGCGAUGGAGGGAAAUGUAGCUACCAGCUAAUAAAAACCUCGAAAUCAACUCUUCCUCCUCUACUAAAUGCUCUUGAGAUCUACACGGUUAUCCAAUUCCCACAAUCGGAAACAGAUGAAAACGAUGUGGUUGCUAUCAAAGAUAUCGAAACUGCCUAUGGAUUGAGUAGAAUCAAGUGGCAAGGAGAUCCUUGCGUCCCUCAAAUGUAUGCAUGGGACGGUUUGAAUUGUAGCUACACCGCUAUUUCUACACCUCCAAGAAUAACGUCCUUAAACUUGUCUUCAAGCGGGUUAACUGGAACCAUAGCGGCUGGUAUUCAAAACCUUACACUACUACAAAAACUAGACUUGUCAAAUAACAAAUUGACUGGAGCGGUGCCUGAGUUUCUAGUCCAGAUGACAUCGUUGGUGAUCAUAAACCUAAGAGGGAACGAUCUUACUGCUCGGAUGAGCGUUGAGCAAUCGGAAAGGAUAGUGAUCGUUGUGAAUCCUGCUUCUAGCGCCUUCUCGAUUCCUCUUCGGAGAGCUAGUGAUUCAGCUAAAAGAGGGGAACUAACCGACGCGAUCAUCUGUGCUCCUGUGAAUGGUGAUUCUGAUCGAUCACCUGGAAAGAAGCAAGCUAGCCCUGCUCGCUUCGUGGAGGCGUCCCAAGCAGCAUCGACAAAACAAGAUAACUCCGGUGGUGAUCUCGUGGCGUUUCGGGGUUCACUUCUCGAAGGUCGAGUUACCUUGUCUUCAAAGAUGAGUUUAUUACGGGCUGUCCAGAGAGUCCAACAGAUCCAAGGGAGGACGGGUGAGACUACACCUGAUGGGGGGAGGCAGAGGGCUUGUCUGAAGCGAACCAAUGCCCCUUUAAAGUCUACGCCCUCAGCUAUGUGA